AUGCCGAUAGCACUUGACCCUUCAAGGCUUGAUGAAGAUGAAGGUAUAGAAACCACUCUGGUUCGAAAUAGAGCUAAAUAUCAUCAGAGUUGCCGAUUGCUGCUCAACAACACCAAGUUAGAAAGAGCAAAGCAAAGAAGAGCGGUACCGAGCACCCCCGGAGCAACGGAUGAACCUCGAAGCAAGAGACGAAAAUCUGCAGACAUUCCAAAAGUGGAAUGUUUCUUCUGUGAAGAAGAAGAUGUUAUUUCGAAUCUGCAAGAAGGGAUGACAGCGAGACUAAAUGAACACCUCAAUCAAUGUGCCAGAGCCCUGAACGAUGGAAAGCUCCUUGCAAAGUUAAGUAGCGGAGACGUUGUUGCCCUGGAGGUUAAGUACCACCUUUGUUGCCCCCAAAAGUUGUACAAUGCUGAAAGAGCGUACCUCAAUUCCCUAGAGAAAGCAGAGAGUAGUGAUCCAGGGAAGGAUUUAUACCCAGUGGCCUUUUCAGAACUAGUUGUCUACAUCAUGGAUAGCAAAAUCAUCACCACGGAAGCAACACCGGUUGUAUUUCGGCUUUCUGACCUAGCCUCACCCUACAAGCUUCGCUUGGAACAGCUUGGGGUUGAUUCCCUGAAUGUCCACUCUACCAGGUUGAAGGAACAGAUACUUGCUCGGAUUCCAGAACUUGAAGCCCAUAAAAAGGGACGUGAUGUACUCCUUGCCUUCAAAGCGAACAUAGGAACAGUGCUCCAUGAAACUAGCCAGUAUAGAAAUGCUCUCCAUCUAUCUAAGGCAGCAGAUAUCCUGAGAAAAGAAAUGCUCCAGCACAAGACAAAAUUCAGCAGCGAGCUCAAAGAUGGCUUUGGUGAGGAGACUAUCCUACCUGCACUUCUUCAGUUCGUGUGCAGCAUUGAACAUGGUGUUGAUAUAAAAACACAUCUGACGCACGGAAUAGCGAAGUCAGACUUAAAUAUUGCUCAGCUUUUACAGUUCAACUGCUACUCAAAACGUAGAGAAGGAUUGACAAUUCAAAUACAUUCUAAAGACCGUGUGACCCCUUUUGCUGUCUAUGUUGGGUUGGAGGUGUGCGCCAAGACACGAAAAAGAGAGUUAAUUAACAAAUUCCAUGAGCAUGGACUAAACAUAUCGUAUGACAGGGUAUUAGAGAUAUCCGGCAAGCUUGGUGAAACUGUGAUAAAACAGUAUGUCGAAGAAGAUGUUGUGUUCCCACCAGUGCUGCGUAAAGGGCUGUUCACUACGGCCGCUGUCGACAACAUUGAUCACAAUCCCACGGCCACCACAGCUAGCACCUCAUUCCAUGGUACAAGUAUUUCCAUGUUCCAGCACCCAAGUAAGGAAAACAGAGAACAGCGGGUUUCACCGAAAAUAACAGACAGUAGGACAAGAAAGGUUCCUGAGCUUCCAGAGGAUUAUACAAACAUCGCGCCAGCCUACUUCAAGAAGAACCCAACCCCAGCCUCAGUAGAUGAAGUAUCACUGUCUGACCACAGUCUCUUCCAAAGAAACAUAAGAGUCGAAUACGAAUGGUUGGAAAAGUUCAAGGUACCACCGAUGUAG
Molecule: messenger RNA, 1560 nt
Organism: Acanthosepion pharaonis
Lineage: Eukaryota; Metazoa; Mollusca; Cephalopoda; Sepiida; Sepiidae
Source: the annotation of a GenBank genome assembly